GCGUUAGGGCGGACAGAGCGCACAGCGCAGCCAGACAGACAGACAACCAAUCACCCGCAGAUCCGCAGAGAGCGCACCAUGGCAGAGGAUCAGCGCAAACUGAUUAGCGCACGCGUCAUUGGAGGCGUCCGCAGGGACACACCAAAACUCAAGACGUUCAUGGUUUCUGGGAUUUGGUCUGAUGGAAGUGAAAUCAUCAUCUACAGAUCCUUCAAGGACUUCAAGAAAUUCCAUGAUCAGCUAAAAAAACAGUUCCCAAAUCUGACUCCUUUCCGGAAGGAAGACAGAAUGCUCCCGAAGUUUAAUGGGAAAGCCAGGAGAAGCCUCAAGCAGAAAGGUUCCAAAAAGUCGGUCAAACAGAUGGAGUUCCUGGAGAGCUACUGUGACAAGCUGCUCAAAUGUGAUCCAAACGUGACCCAAAGCUCUGAGGUGACCCGCUUCUUCACCCCAAAGGACCAGGACCUGCAGCCGGACUUCACCAAGAACUCGGUCAUGAUCAUGGUGUCCGACGACGUUCACAAUGGCGAGCAGGCCGGUUCUCGGCAGUUUGGAGGAAACGUCACUCACCCCUUUGUCACGCAGACCUACCGCUGCGUGGCUCCUUAUGAGACUAGAGACACGAAGAACCGCCCGUUCAAGGUGGCCGUGGACGAGAAGCUGGACGUUCUGAUCAAAGAUCCUGCAGGCUGGUGGCUGGUGGAGAGCGAGAAUAAGCGCUUGGCUUGGUUUCCUGCGCCAUACCUGGAGGUGCUGGAUGGGGAAGACGAGGAUGAUGAAGGAAAUUUGGGGGGUUCUUUGUACUGUGCUGUGAGGAGUUACUCCACCAAGAAAAAUGAUGAAGUGCCUUUGUCCAUUGGCUCUGUGGUGGAGGUGUUGAGGAAGUCUGACGACGGCUGGUGGCUCAUCAGAUUCAAUGGAAAAGUUGGCUACAUUCCUGCCAUGUACCUUCAGCCAUACAACAACCCCAGGACAGGCCUCCACGGCCAGCACAACAAGAUCCAUACCUCCACCUUGAACCUGUCAACCAUGAAGGAUCAGCAGGUUCCACCCAGCAUCCCAAGGCGGGACUCCCCAAGGCAAUCCAGCCUGGACUCCAGUGUUCCUGCACGUGUCCACAAAGCCAAGUCGCUGGAUGUCCUCUCAGAGCCCUGGCUGCAGGCGGAGGAGGAAGCCUCCACACCCGACAGUCGCACUCGCAGCAUGAGCGGCAUCAGCAACGAGUCCAUGUUCUCCGACUUUUCCUCCAGCAGCGAUUCCUCCACAAGCCUGAGAGAAGAGGCGCAAGGGGACGCCCCUCGCCUGCAGGAGGACAGCCAGAGUUCGGGUGAAGCCGCCUCCGAUCGUCGAAGCACCAACAGCUCUGGGUUUGACGAGUCCACCGGGCCCAGAGUUCCUCCCAGACCCAAGGCGGAGGAGAUCCUCACACGCUGCACCACCAUGACACGCAAGGCGGCUCUGGCCACCAAGACCCGGCUUCAGAUCCAACCGGAGCCCAUUUACAGCCGCUAAGCCAAGAAAAUCCGAUGAACUGGAGACUCUCCUCUAUUUCUGAAAACCAUUUGAAUCAGUGCACAAUCAGUUAUAUCUGCACCGCCAUUGAUUGAUUGAUUGAUUGAUUGAAAAUCGUCCAAGAGAUUGGAGCCAGGCUGAGCGGUCCUCUUUAAAUCAAUGCUGAGAAAUGUUUCUUUUUUUCAAACACAGAUUGGCAUUUCGAGUUUUUAUGUUGUAGCUUCAGUGAAGCAUCGAAAAUCCACAUGAAAAAAAAAACAUUUCUUCAGAAAUAUCUGUCAACUUCCCUGAAACGAAAUGUGGAAAAGUUGGAGAUGGAAAAUGUUCCUCUGACUGCAUAUUUUGUUGUUCUUCAAAGAAAGCAAUGAUUCGGUUUGACAUUUUCUUCUUACCUAAAUAUUUGACUGUAUCUUACAUAUAAAUGUACGCUGUGUUUAAACAGUUUUAUGAUGUUGCACAUAAAUGCAGGUCAGCCAGUCGUCUGCUGAAAAAAAAGGACAACCUGACAAGGAAAGAGCGUCCCACAGAUGUCUGCUUGCUGUAUAGUCUCAUGUUCUGAUGACGUUUGUUAUUUUCCUCUGUUAUUUCUUUGAUGCUGUCCAGAAUUAUUGCCUGAAAGAGUUUACAAUGUGGCGUGAAAAGGUCAAUAAAAUCUAUAUGAACUGA
This is a messenger RNA of Oryzias latipes (Japanese medaka), 2175 nucleotides long. It is a transcript of the gene noxo1b, whose product is annotated as NADPH oxidase organizer 1b. The record is from RefSeq and is a predicted model, not a curated record. Gene Ontology annotation, biological process: superoxide anion generation. NCBI's taxonomy places the organism in Eukaryota, Metazoa, Chordata, Actinopteri, Beloniformes, Adrianichthyidae. Gene Ontology annotation, molecular function: superoxide-generating NADPH oxidase activator activity; phosphatidylinositol binding; protein binding. Gene Ontology annotation, cellular component: cytoplasm.